This is a messenger RNA of Emericellopsis atlantica, 870 nucleotides long. RefSeq lists its product as uncharacterized. The transcript has a single exon. The coding region runs from base 259 to 798 and encodes 179 amino acids. NCBI's taxonomy places the organism in Eukaryota, Fungi, Ascomycota, Sordariomycetes, Hypocreales, Bionectriaceae. The record is from RefSeq and is a predicted model, not a curated record.
GAAGAGCGGCAUCGUCGACCUAUGACAGAUUUCUGUGGCUGCCCAUGUGGACGAGUCGUUAUGCAUGUUGACGAUGGCUGCAUGACGGGGUGUCUGGGGGAUAAAGCUUCUUAAUUAGCGGCUCGGCCUUUCCACAGCCCUUGGCAUUGUCGUACUGACUUACACCCAAGUGGCUAUUGUCUGUGAUCCUCAACCACAGCCAGGAAGGCUAUCAGUGUCUACAAUCAUUCCCUUACACACACAGAGAGAAGCCCCGAAAUGUCAGCCUACGGGUACUACUACGAGCCACGCUCUCGUCACCAUCCUCCUCCCCCUCCUCCUCCUCCUUCCAGCCGCCGCCGGUCCUAUUCUCCCCCCGGCUCCCACCGCAGCAGCCAACCUCGUCGUCGCUCCACGGCACCGCGACGACCAACGCCCUACCACGAGAAGCAGCACGAGGACUGCGAGGGGGGGAAAUGCAAGGCUAUUGAGAAGGAGUUCGGCGGGUUCGGGUGGACAGAGGGCAUCGCGCUGGCGGCCAUGGCGGGCCUGGCCUUGUUUAAUUUUGACAAGGCGUAUGAGAAGCACAAGGAGAAGAGCGAGCGGGAGGAUUGGGAGGCGGAGAGGCGCAGGGAGAGGGAGAGGGAGGAGCAGAGACGCAAGGGGAGUGCCCGCAGCAGCAGCAGCAGUAGGAAGGACGACGAGGACUUUUACGAUGAAGAGUCGCGGAGGGGCAGUUAUGAGAGGAGGCGAUAUGAGGAUGGGGAUGAUUAUGAGAGGGAGCGUGACGGACGGGGGAGAAGUCGACGGGGUGACUGAGUAUGGAAUUGUACAACAGCAGGCAUUCGUGCCUUCACGACGACAAGACAUGACGAGUAUACGAGCAACGAU